Molecule: messenger RNA, 1455 nt
Organism: Acaulospora morrowiae
Lineage: Eukaryota; Fungi; Glomeromycota; Glomeromycetes; Diversisporales; Acaulosporaceae
Source: the annotation of a GenBank genome assembly
AUGGACCGAGGCACGGGGGAUAAUAACAUCGAUGAUGACAAUUCGUCAUUAUUCAACAAUGCGAGUAUACCUUUUAGGAGCCGUUUUUUUGAUGACGAUGAUAAUCCACCAUUCCAGCCAUUGGAGACUGAUACCCCUUUCUCCUCAUUUCCACCACCACCACCCUCGCCGACACAAACACAACCCAGGUGGAUGUUUCGUCCAUCCCCCCAAAAAUACUUUACUACCAAGAUUAAACCGCACACCAAAUAUCUUAGUGAAAUGUGUAAUCGUCUAGGUCAAUUUAUUCUCAUCAUCCUGACUUUAUGUAUCUUUAGUUUAAUACUAAGAUAUCAAUCAGUACCGGAUUCAAAGGAUUUUUCCGAGGUGGACUUUGAUUGGAAAUUCAAUCCAGCAACAUAUUUAAAACCAAAUGAAGAAUUUUUUGGAAAUUAUAACGUUUUAUUGAAUGGACACAUUCAUACUACCUAUUCGGAUGGUAAAAUGACUCCCGAACAGGUUCUCAAAUGGUCGAUGGCCUAUGGGUAUAAUGCAAUCAUUGUGAGUGAUCAUAAUACGAUAGAAGGUGGGCUGGAAACCCAGAGAAUUGCACGUGAGAAAUAUGGAAAUAAUAUUACUGUUAUUCCUGCAAUCGAGUACACUUCUUGUCGAAUACAUAUGCAAUUUAUCGGUCUCGAGGUCAACCCGUUCCAACCCUUUAACGAUCCGGAGCCAACGAACGAGAGACUCAAAGAGAUGAUCGAUAAAGUUCAUACUUUGGGAGGUUUGGUUACGGUCAAUCAUAUUCCAUGGAGUAAUAGCACAGAGUGGGGAUAUCAAGAGACUACCUUACCUAACCAUCCUACACGAGAGGAGCUUCUUGAGAUGGGAGUUGACGGAUUCGAGAUAAUCAACGGAAAUAUAUUUGAUCAUGAAACAUACACAUUCGCCAGGGAUCAUGUUCUAUUAAUGCUCACAGGUACCGACUUGCAUCACCCUUCAACCACCGCACAUUCAUGGACUCUUCUACGUACUGAAAACUUAACCGCCGAAGGAAUAAUGUCACAACUCCGUGAUAAGAAAACAACUUUCAUGUUUGAUGCCGCCGGUGCACGACCAGUUUACUAUCCUCCCGAUAAUCCAUCUUAUUAUAAGUUAUUGCCGCUAUUGGCAUUUGCCGGUAUAUGGAAUUCGUACUUUGAUGAUUACCGGGGUAUGUAUUCGUUUCAAGGAACAUUUUGUCAUCAACGAAGGGUGGUAAUACAUUGGCGAAGCUAUUGGUGGCUUGUAAUAUGGUGCUUGGUGUUUUUUGGAUUUUAUGAGAUAGGCAGAUGGGGCGUAAGCAAAUUGAAGAGAAUUGGAAUCAUGAAAUUUGAGGAAUGGUUGAAUCGCCGAAGGAAUAGGAGGAUUUCUUCAUCCUCAGAAGAAGAAAGAUUGCUGAAUAACGAAAAUGACUUGAUCGAUAUGGAAGCCUAG